Molecule: messenger RNA, 1506 nt
Organism: Durusdinium trenchii
Lineage: Eukaryota; Dinophyceae; Suessiales; Symbiodiniaceae
Source: the annotation of a GenBank genome assembly
AUGGCGCUGGAAAUGCGACGUUACGUCAAGAAGUAUCCAGCUCGGGCAGCAGAGCAGGUUGCGAUCGACGUUGGUGGGGUGCUGAGCGACAAACAGGUGGAGUACCAGGACGGACAGACUAUCUACCGGGCAGCCAUGCCUGGUGCAUACAUGUUCAUCCACAUGUUGAAGCACCGCACAGGCCAAGUGAAUUUGGUCAAGCACAUGGACGACAAGAAGUAUUUCACUGAAGGAAUGACUUGCGUCAUCGACGACCAAUGGCUGGCGUUAAAAAUGAUGGCCUGUGGAGGCCAGGACACGUUGAUUGAUGCUAUUUGGUUUCAUGCAGACAAAAAGAAACUGCCACCAGGUCAGAGCUCUUUGGAUUCAUGGGUGGGCGGAAAGAUGACCAUCCUUGGCACUUUUGAGGAGUUGGUCCAACAUCUGCGGCUGCAGUGCCCGCCCCAAGUCCAACAAAUUUUUGCCGAAGGGCCUCCCAAUGGUCCGCACAAGCCAGAGUUGGUGCAACGGGCUUUGGCGCUUUUGGAGCCAAAAGAGGUCGGGACCACAGUCGUCCAAGCAGGCGGCAAGGACGACGACGAAGUGACCGUGGCUGCUGCCCAGGACGAAUCUGUCCACGAUGUUGAUUUUGAUGACGACAUGGCAGCUCUUCCAGCAGCUGCGGCCACUGAGGCUUUUGUGGCUGCUUCGGCCACUGAGUCUGUGGCUGCUUCGGCCACUGAGUUUGUGGCUGCUUCGGCCACAGAAAAAGAGGCGGUGCCUGACCAGCCUCAGGGUGCCGUGGCUGAGACUGCAGCUGCUGCGGCUGCGGCAGGUUCCUCCAAUCCACCAUCGUCCGGCUUGAUCUUGACAGAAAGACCUGAUCACAUUGAGAAACCGCUGGAUGACAAUGACGAGGAGGACCGUGCAGCAGAGAAAAUGAAGCAAAGGAGGGUCUUCAUUGCUGCAAAAGAUGAUGACUACGAGUACUACUCUGAGUGCAUAUAUUCCUCCGAUGAUGAUGCACCCCAUGCGGGCAGUGCCAAAGACAUUAAAAAAAGGCAAGCAACCACUGGGUAUCCCCAAAGCGCAGACAAGAAAAAAAGAGAGACGAAAAGCUCACGGGAGCCAAGCCCAUCUGUGGGCAGCCCGCGUCCAACCAGAAAGCUGGGCGUUUCUUUGAGGGAGCGUCCUGCAAGUCAUGCCGACGUCGUCUCCGCGGUCCACCAACUCAGGAGUGACAUGCAAACAGUUGUGAGGCAAGCCGUCUGGUCUGCGUCGUCAACGCCCACGCAACACCCAUGGGGCAGCAAUCGCAGCACGCACUCUGGAUGGGCCCAAAAGAAAGCUCAGAGAGCCAUGCAGCACAGGGCGGCCGCUGGCAAUCGCCCUCCCAAGGUGAUCGACUUGCCCAUUGCCAACGCAACCAACCUGGAUGUGGAUGCACUAGCCACAUGUGCCGCCAGUGUUGCACGGACCCGGCAUGUCCGCAGCAUGGUGGCUAAGAUGGCUGCUUCGGCCAUGUGA